AUGCGCCCCAGCACGAAGGUGCCCGGACUCCUGGGUCCCCCGACCCACGCCAAUGCGGUAUCCUCCUCAAAGGGUCCUCACAUGGGGGAAGGGAAAUCCCAGGAGCUAUGGGGGAGACUGGGGGGCGGAGGCAGGACGGGAUCCAAUCCCAGCGCGGAGCCCGGGCGCCAUGUCCCACCCCUGAGCAUGUUUCGCAUCCAGGAGUUCCCGGACGAGGUGUUCCCGGGGCGAGGGAAGGAGUCGCCUGCUCCCCCCGAGUCGCAGCGGGGACACACGCCCGGCUCCAAGCAGCCAGACACCCCCGCAACUGAAGUGCGAAGCCGGAUAGGGUCAGACACCCCAUCUCUGGAGCCAGAAGUGCAGGAUGAGCCAGGUGGGGCAUUCCGGGCACGCUCACGCUCAGCACCCCCCAUCCUUUGGGCUGCUAUGCGUUACGGGCGGGAGCUGCGCAGGAUGAGUGACGAGUUUGAUGUGGCGCUGCAGGUGCUGCCACGCCCCAAGAGUGCAGGCACGACAUCCCAGCUGCACCAGGGGAACAGCUGGAAAGAGAUCAUCCAGGCCUGGUUGGGGCACAGACCUGCCCGUGAUGCCCUCCCUAGGAGCUCCAAGUGACUGCAGCUUCCCUGCUGGGGGCAUGGGACCAGCCCCUUGAGGGCAAGCUCUGCAGGAUGCCAGUGUUGUCUGGGAGGAGGGAGAUGUUGGGGGGAGCUCUGUAUGAGACACAUUCCCCCAGACAACUCGCCCCUACCCAGCCCUGGGGGUAGGCAGCUGCCUGUCUCCCCAUAGGGUGACUCCCCACAUCUAUCUCUGGAGGGAGGGGGGGGGGAAGAGGCUGGGUUUUUUACACUAUCUGGGGAAGUUGUAAUAAAAACUGAUAUUUUCUA
This is a messenger RNA of Mauremys mutica (yellowpond turtle), 884 nucleotides long. RefSeq names its product BCL2 associated agonist of cell death (gene BAD). Gene Ontology annotation, biological process: apoptotic process. The transcript is spliced from 5 exons. The record is from RefSeq and is a predicted model, not a curated record. NCBI's taxonomy places the organism in Eukaryota, Metazoa, Chordata, Testudines, Geoemydidae. The coding region runs from base 1 to 612 and encodes 203 amino acids.